Messenger RNA from Cadophora gregata, 2248 nucleotides. RefSeq lists its product as uncharacterized. Gene Ontology annotation, molecular function: GTP binding; protein binding. The transcript is spliced from 2 exons. The record is from RefSeq and is a predicted model, not a curated record. Lineage: Eukaryota; Fungi; Ascomycota; Leotiomycetes; Helotiales; Ploettnerulaceae. The coding region runs from base 1 to 2211 and encodes 736 amino acids.
AUGCAUCACGAUUUAUUCGUAGCCUUGAUGGGAGUUACAGGUGCUGGGAAGAGCACAUUCAUUUCGCACUGCACCGAGGAGAAUGUGGGCGUAGGAGAUGGAUUGAAGUCUUGCACUCAAGAGGUCCGAGUUUUCAAGUGCAACUACAGCCCGACCGUCACUAUUCACCUUGUUGACACGCCAGGAUUUGACGAUUCGGACAGAAAAGAUACUGUAGUCCUCAAGGAGAUUGCAGCAUGGCUCACAUACUCAUAUACCCAGAAGGUCCGUCUCAGUGGUAUACUCUAUCUUCAUCGGAUUAGCGACCCCCGAAUGCAAGGCUCCGCAAAAUUAAACCUCUCAGCUUUCAUAAAACUCUGCGGGCCAGAAGCAUUGAAAAAAGUUGUCCUUGCCACAACGAUGUGGGAGGCAUUGAAAGAGGAUAGUGAUGGUGCACGCCGCGAGAAAGAGCUGAUGGAAACUCCCGAAUUUUGGGGCUGGAUGAUGUCUCACGGCUCCCAAGUCCGGCGCCACCAAAAUAAUCGACAGUCAGCAAUGGAACUUCUCAGUAUGUUUGUUCCUGAAUCUGCCACAGCACAGCCUGAAUUCGUGACGCUUGAGAUUCAGGUAGAAAUGGCGGAUAAUCAAGUAUCUCUUGAUAAAACUAAAGCUGGAGAGCAACUUGCUGGUGUUUUCGCGAAAGAGAAGGAAGAAUUAACAAAGGAACUGGAAGAUGUACGCGCUAUGAUGAAAUCUGCACAAGAGGAACGGGAUCUUGAGCUUGCGAAGUUACUUCAGGAGCAACAAAACGAAAUGGAUCGGAGAGUGGCUAGAUUGCAAGAAGAGAGACAACAACUCCAGAUCACAAUGGAAAAGCUACAUGCCGAAAAGAUGGCUCGACUCGAAGAAACACUUACAGAGCAGAGAGCAACAACUGAGAAAAUCAGUCAAUCUCUGGAAGAGAUAGAGAAGCGUCGAAUGCGAGAGGAAUGGGAAGCAAAGAUAGAGAAGACUCGUCGGGAAGAGGAGAAGCAAGAGCACCAGCGCAAAAUCGAAGAGCUGACGCGGAAGUUAAGCGACACGACUGUACCACCGGCUACGACAUCUCCAGUAUCUGCCACACAUUCAAAGCCAAAUGAUGCCAACUCAAAGCCAGGCAAGGGGAAGAAAAAAUCAGCCAAGAACAAUGAAUCAUCCAAGAACAACGACUCGUCAAAUGCUCCCAGGAUGCUUUCACUUUCGUCCUUAGGCCUCGAGACGAUGAAUAAGGUGCUUUUCUCGCCGGACGGAAGGUAUGUAGCGAUCCUAGCACAUGGGUGGCGCUCACUUUUCGUUCUCAAAAUCGAUGACGAUAAGUCGGUCCGUGAGAAGAUAUGGGAUAGAACAUUUUCUCAUUCCGAAACACGGAUUCUAGCGUUCUCCCAAGGUGGGUCAUACCUCGCAACAGGUGCAGACGACGGAGACAUCUGUGUAUUCCAACUUGACCGACCCAAUCCUCUCAGAAAUUACUACAUCCACUGGCAAUUCUACGAAGAUCGGAUUCUCUCACUUAUGUUCACCACAGUGAAGUUGGACCUGUCCAUUGUGGUCGGUAUGAUUCCGAAAGCAGCAAAGAAAGGAAUGUUUGGAUCCAAGACACCUAAACCUUACGUCACAGUCUUCAAGCUCCAGUCCAGUGCCGAUGGUAAAGUAUAUCCCUCUUCCAUGUUCCAAGCCGACAAUGCUUGUCUUUCCCCAGACAACACAUUACUUGCUACGGCCGACGAGACACAGCUCCGAAUGUAUACGAGAGCAUUCGAAAAGAAGAUACCAACGUACAACUACCUCAAAAUGCAAAGUUGUCGGUCUUUAGGACUGAACUUCGCAUCUUCCAAUAGAGUUUGGGCAUUCUAUCGCCCGAAUGAUGGUUGGCAAGACGAAUACCUUUUGUGGGACGGCUCAACUGAGUGUCCCACCGCGCCCAAUUGGGGGGUGGUAAACUUCAAAUCGUCGCAUAUUGCAGGUUCGAAGGAUGGGAGAUUCGUUGCGUUUGGGACUGACGACCCUACACUGAAAGAUGGUGGAUCAACCUAUGUUAAAGAUAUCUUGAAGCAUGAUGCAACUCCAGCUAUAUUGGAGGUUUCGGGUUUAACGAAGCCGCUGGGCAUGGCGUUUGUUGGGACUGAGGAUAAACUCGCUGUGGCUUUUGCGGAUAAGAUAGUGAUUUGGGAUAAGGUUCAUUGGGACAAGUAGAUCUGUAUUUAUGAGAAUAAUAUUUAAUCAAUGGCUG